GCCCUUCCCUUCUCUCUCUCUCUCUCUCUCUCUCUCUCUCUCCCAAGGAAGGCGGGGCAAAGGAUCCGGGAAGAGGCCGGCCUGGGCAGGGAGCUAGCUAGUUGCUCGGGCCCUCCAGGGAAGGGAAUGGCGACUGCGGAGAAGGUCUUCUCCGGAGGGCAGUGAUCAGGAAGGAGGAGGCCAUGCGACGCCUCUGCUUGCCGCUGCUGUUCCUCUCCGCCUCCUCCUUCUUCCUCGUAUGCAGACCUGUGCCUACCGCUGGAGAGUCUCCUUUGUUCUUACCUGCACCCCAGAAUUUAACAAUUGAGUCACGUAAUUUUGUGAAUGUGUUGAGAUGGUCUCCAGUGAAGGGAAUCAAUAGAACAGUAUCCUACCAUGUAGAACAGCGUGUAGAGUCAGAUAAAGAAUGGGAAGAAGUGAAGUGCACAAAUAUUGCAAAGCCAGAAUGUAAUUUUGAUCAUGGCAAGGAGUUUUACCGCAACCUUUUACGUGUUAGAGCUGAACAAGGGGGAUUGAAAUCUAAUUGGAGUAAAGUCGUUCCUUUUAAAGCAAAAAGUAACACCAUUUUGGGACCUCCACAAGAAAUAAAUGUGACCUCAGAGGCAAACACACUUACUCUAAGCUUUCGGUCUCCUCUUGAGCAUACAAGAUAUGACUCGAAAUUGCAAUACAAAAUAUACUACUGGGACGAGCCAUUGAGCCAAAAUACAUCAAUAUGGACCAAAAAUAGAGCCACGAAAUUCAAGGAUCUAAAAGAAGUGACACAAUAUUGCUUUCAAGUACAAGCAGUGUUUAUAAACAAUACAGGAGAAAUAAGUGGCCCUCACUGCAACAAAACACUUGUCACUGAAAGAACAAGAAACAUUUAUAUUGCCGUGAUAUUUGGAGUUCUAGCGUCUACCAUUUUGGCAACAUUUUGGUUUGUGCAUGUUAUUCGAAAAUAUAAAAGCACAAUUAAAUAUUUUUGGCAACCUCAUCUAAAAAUACCCUCCCACUAUGAAGAGGACUUACAAAAUGCUCAAGUGGCUACAGAGUACACAUUUCAGAACUGUGCAGGAGAAGAACAUUGGGACACUGUAUCGGUUAUCUCUAAUACAAGUCAAAAUCAAACUUCGAGAGACAGCUUUCCUAGUGGAACUCAAGUAGAUGUGUCAAAUUUGGAUGAACAUAGAUAGCAGUAUGCAAAGCAUCUUCAUCUCACAGUGGUCGUUGACUCUUAAUGUCUAUUUGUGAAAAUUCACUACAGCCUCAAAGAACAGACAUCCUCCAUGUGUUGGAAUUGUGAAAUGGAAAGCAACACUAAAUUGUUGAGAGGAUACACAUGCUGUGAAUCAAGAGAGAUCACUUCAAGCACUUCUCAAAUGAUUCGAGAUGGAUUUUCUCCUGGAGUCUUUCAUAACCUGAUGUUUAAUCAUAAAACAUGAUACUUUCUAUCAGGAAUAUGGUUUCAUGGGCCACUGGAGUAGAUUGAAACCAAAAGACAGUUUUGGCACAGAGUUCAGUUAAGUAUAACAAGGAAGGUACAAGGAAAAUAUGCACCAGUGAUCUCAUGUAUUUAUAGAUAAGGCUGGGUGUUUUUAUACAGCACAAGGACAAUUGUUACUCUGCUUUUUAUACAAUGGCACUGCCAGUUCAUUUCCAGGCUCAUUUUUCCUUCUGAAACACUUGAGUCUUUCUGUCCUUCAGAUAUCCAUUGUCAGUGUCUUCCCAACAGUUUUGGCCUCCCUCUUGAAUUUGGUGCCCUCGCUUUCCAGUUUGAGAAUAUAACUUAUUUCUACCAAAUACAUCACUAGCCUAUUUUGGCCUAUCUGGGAGAAAAGAAGAGAGAGCACUGACAUUAGACAUUACAAAAAACAACCCACGGCCUGGAUUCAGACAGUAUAGUAAACCAAUUGCAGGAGGAGAGAUUGGGCAGCAUAAUCCAGCACAAAUGAUUCUUGAUAACCCAGGAUUCCGAUUUAUCAUGAUCUGAUACUUUGAUCAUGAUACUUUCUGGUGGGAAAAUUUAAAAUGUUUCUUUUGUUCUUUUUGAGAAAACAGCUGUCAUAUUCUUGAAAUAAAUUAUUUUCUAUUUCAA
This is a messenger RNA of Anolis sagrei ordinatus, 2077 nucleotides long. It is a transcript of the gene IFNGR2, whose product is annotated as interferon gamma receptor 2. Lineage: Eukaryota; Metazoa; Chordata; Lepidosauria; Squamata; Anolidae. Gene Ontology annotation, biological process: cytokine-mediated signaling pathway. Gene Ontology annotation, cellular component: plasma membrane. Gene Ontology annotation, molecular function: protein binding; cytokine receptor activity. The record is from RefSeq and is a predicted model, not a curated record.